Messenger RNA from Lotus japonicus, 1706 nucleotides. RefSeq lists its product as uncharacterized. The transcript has 7 exons. Bases 104 to 1228 code for a protein of 374 amino acids. The record is from RefSeq and is a predicted model, not a curated record. NCBI's taxonomy places the organism in Eukaryota, Viridiplantae, Streptophyta, Magnoliopsida, Fabales, Fabaceae.
AAUUAAAUAAUCUGAUUCCAAUUGGACACGAAUAUGAGAGGAUGUGUUCUUACCAAACUUAAAUCGAGUGAGUGAAAAGAAGGAAGGAAGAAAGAAGUGAGAGAUGGCGGGGUUACUGGCAUGGGCAGCGGACGUGGUGGGCGGCGGAGGCGAAGAAGAGGAGGGAUCGAUCCCGAUCAUAUGGUCGGAAGAUCAGAGGAAGUACGUUUGGGAACUGGACCAGAAGGCGUCAUCUCUCCGCCGUUCGAUCGAUGAUCUACGGCUCAGAUUGCCUCCUCCUGAUAUCUCACAGAGCCUCCCUCAUCUCCACGCUCACUCCCUCGCCUCCAACAAUGCCCUCACCCUCCAACUCAACUCCCACUCCACCACCCGCCAACAGGCCCAGCUGAGAGAGGUGACAUUGAAAGAAGAAAAUGCUGCUUUUGAGAAUGCAAUAUCAAAUUGCGAGAACAAAAUAAAGGAGAAAUUGCAAGAGAAGGAUUUGCUGCAGAGGAGGUUAGAGGAGAUGGAUGAAACUGAAAAGAAACUGAGAACUGAUCAGGACAGUGUGCAGCAGCUGCAAGCUUCGCAAGAUGCUGGCAAAUCAUGGAAUUCUGGUGCUUGGGAGGAAGAAACCAAGACAAAUUCGAAAGCUGGAUCAGAUGCAGAUGUUGAUGUAGAAGCGGCAAAAUCGGCUAUGCUAGAAGAAUUGGAACAGAGAAAAAAAGAUCUGAAUUCAAUGGAGGAUACUGUGAGAGAGUUGGAGAAGAAAUGGGCAGUACUGCAGGAAAAUGCACAUAAACAGCCAUCACCAGUGCAAAGAGAGAAGACACUGGAUAAACAGCUCCAUGGUCUAAUUGAGCAACUAGCCGUGAAACAGGCUCAAGCUGAGGACCUAUUUAGUGACAUUCAUCUGAAAGAGAUGGAGCUGGAAAGAUUGAAUGGACUAUGGCGACGAAUGGAAAACAGCAAUUCGGAGGCGAACGCUGCUAGGAAUCGUUUUGGUAAAAGCUCCUCUGAUAAGUUAUAUGGUUUGUCAGAUUAUGAGGGUCAUCAAAGGCUUCCUUACCAUUCUGCUGGCAAAACCGAAAGCCAACAGAGGCUUAUGCUCCUCAGUUGCAGGGUAUUGCUGGCAGUAGGCUUCUGUUCCAAUAUGGAGUGGCAUACAGGAGAGAGAAUUUUGCUUCAAUGUUCUGGAGCUGUAUUAAGUCUGGUAGUAUGCAAAAAUGUGAAAUAUGCAUCACUUUGAAACUGACAGUAGGUGGCUCGUGGUCUCAAGUCUGGUAGUAUGCAAAGUUUUUGGCCUUGGUUUAGUGAAAUAAUUGAUAGUAUCUUGGUGUGGUGCUAUGGAAUGGUAUUUUCUAUUUGGGAUAUGUUUUUUGGUACAGGGCUGUCUUAGUUUCAACAUGUGGUUUCUAACUUUUUGAGGUGUUUACUGUCUUAGGUGUGUUGGGUAUGGCACUUUUAGCGUUUGGGUACUCUUUUUCCUACUCUAGGUUUUUAUCCCACUUGGGUUUUUCCUAAAGAGGUUUUAAUGAGGCUCAUCGCUGAUUGUGGUUUCGUUUUUUAGGUGAGUAUUUGGAAUUGUCUUAUACAUGAGAGGGCUGUUCUCAUGAAUCACUUAUUAUCAAUAAUAUCCAUUUAUGUUGUCAAAAAAAAAAAAAGAAUAUGAUAAACAUAUGUAAUGUACUUACAUUAAUGAAGCUCAAUAAAGAAUUUAUUGUACA